Molecule: messenger RNA, 1230 nt
Organism: Strongyloides ratti
Lineage: Eukaryota; Metazoa; Nematoda; Chromadorea; Rhabditida; Strongyloididae
Product: Astacin-like metalloendopeptidase
Exons: 2
Coding region: 1-1230 (409 amino acids)
Biological process (GO): proteolysis
Molecular function (GO): metalloendopeptidase activity
Source: RefSeq, a predicted model, not a curated record
AUGGCUGUAAUAAAUUACUUUAUAUUUUUAAUAUGUUUAGUAUUAAAAAUUAUUCCGUUUUCAAAUAGUCUUGAAAACGAUUAUAAAACAUUUUCUGAUAAUAAUAUAGUACUUGCUAAAAGACAAUCAAAUUAUAACAAAGACAUAAUUUCAAAAACAGUUAAUAAUUUAUCAAUAAGAAAUAAAAGACAAAUAGGAUUAAAAGAAUUUUAUCCAUGGAAAUUGCCAAUACCAUAUCAUAUUGAAGCUAAUAUCGAUAAAAGAGUGAUAUUUGAAGUUAUAAAACAGAUCAGAAUGCAGACAUGUUUAACAUUCACAUAUUUUCCUACCCCUGUAAAUAAGUUAUUAGGUAUUAGAUAUAAAUAUGCAGAAUUUUGUGACAAAAAUCCUGGAAGAUUAACAAGCAUAUCUUGGCAAGAUAUUUAUGUUAAUGACAAAUGCAAAAAAAUUGGAUAUAUUUUCCGUGAAACACUUCGUUUACUAGGACUGGUAUAUGAGCAUCAAAGAAAAUGUAGAGAUAAUUAUGUUCAUAUAAUACCACAACAUUUCAGUCGGUUUUCAUCUAUCUAUUUUUCAGUUCUUACAAAUGAUGUAUUUGGUAACAUGCAAACUCCAUAUGACUAUGGCUCAGUUAUGCAUCCUGAUGGAAAAUUUUUGGGAAAUCUAAAUGAAGAAACAAUUUUACCAGUUUAUCCAUUUUAUAAAAAAACUAUGGGCCAAUUAUAUUAUCCUUCUUUUAUUGAUUUCAAAAGAAUAAAUAGUUUUUAUUGUCUAAAAAAAUGCUUGAUAAAAAUAAAAUGUUUCCAUGGUGGAUAUCCAGAUCCAAAUAUUUGUGCUGUUUGUAAAUGUGUCACUGGUUUCACUGGAAUGUUUUGUGAGAAAUUUCAAAGACCAACACGUAAAUGUCCAAGUUCUAUACUCGAAGCUACGCAUAGGCAUAACCAUUUAAUGAAUCAUGGAAUUAAAAAUUGUUCAUAUUUAAUCAAAGCUCCAAAAAAUAAUCAUGUUGAAGUUAGAGUUUUAUAUGCAAUUUUUGACCCACCAAAAAGAAUUUGUGAUCCUUUUAACUCAUUAGAAAUAAAAUUUAUGAAAGAUAAAACAACUACUGGAGUACGAUUAUGUGGAUUUGUUACAAACUUUACAAUUAGAUCAAUGGAUUCUUGUAUGAUGUUGUAUUUUAAUAGUAAAAAUGCGAACAACAAAUUUUUUUUAAAAUAUACAAAACAUUAA